This is a messenger RNA of Kockovaella imperatae, 2407 nucleotides long. RefSeq lists its product as hypothetical. Lineage: Eukaryota; Fungi; Basidiomycota; Tremellomycetes; Tremellales; Cuniculitremaceae. The record is from RefSeq and is a predicted model, not a curated record. The coding region runs from base 324 to 2303 and encodes 659 amino acids. The transcript is spliced from 8 exons.
CAGGAAAUGAUGCUCCAGUGUCGUCAGCAGACCGCUCAGCCCUUUUCGAUGUCAUAACAAGGCCAAUACUCAAGUACGAUGUUUCCCUCCUGCCAUCGCUUCUCUUCGCCGGCUCUCGACACCUUCGCGACGCGGUCCUGGAGUUUGCUUAUGACAAUGUGGAAGUCCAAAUAGCUAUUCCUGGGGUGUGCGGUUCCGUGAGAAGCGCGUAUCUACAUCCCUCAAGAUUUCGCAGCAUCAUCUCCUAUCCUCACCUCGCUUCGCUGGUCAAAAGACUUGAGUUCACCCACCCUUCCGUCCAAGACCUGCCUUUGGCUAAGUGGAUGCAUUCCGCUCAGAUCUCUCAGGAUGACCUUGAAUCUGAGCGCCAACUUGCCUGGAAUAGCAUUGCGGUCAUGGUUAGACUAUGCAAGAAUGUGGAGAGCAUCGAGUUCAGUCUUGGUAUAGGUUUGGGUGAGGAGAUAUGGCGAGCAAUUGCGAAGCUUGACCGUCUCACUGCACUUUCGAUACUUACGCCACCAAUUCAUCCUGCUGACAAUUCUGGCCGCAAAAGUCAAGGUCCUCGCCUCUCACCUUCCCUUCAAUUAAACCCUCAGACACACCGGUCGGAAAGCACUGCUGAGGCUCCCAAGGUUGUCGGAGAGGGGGGCUGGACGUUGGGCAGCGGCUGGGACGAUCUUGAAAUAUUGCAGUUGGCCAAUCUAUCACAAAAUGCCACCAAAACUCUAGCCACUCAUUUUCACCUUCUCAGCCAUCAGUGUGUCAUUCAGCGCCUGUAUGUUUCCACUCAUUUUUUGGACUGGCCACUUUGCGACGCCAUCACUCACAUCUCGGCAAAACUUCAUUCUCUCGAGCUCAGUACAACGGGAACGAAAUUCACUGGCCAGUGUUUGCGGACGAUCAUCGAGGGCUGUCAGAAUCUGAGAUCGCUGUAUUUGGACGAUAUUGAAGGUCGACUCGAAAAAGACACUUGGAGUACGAUUUCAACGUGGCCGCCGUAUUUGAGGUGGAUCGAGAUCCUCAUCUCUGACAGCAGCAUGCAUCAUUCAUGGGUGGUCAAUCACCUGCAGUCGAUCCACUGCAUUCCCUUCAAUCAACUGGAAGGGUUUCUCAUCACUCGGAUGCCACAUCCGAUUGCUCGCCUCCCAUUUUUGCCUCAGGGCGUCGCAAUCCAUUCUCCUGCCAUCUGUCCAGAAAUCUUACCGAAUGCUUUGUUGAAUGCCAUCAUGGAGCAUGGCCAGUGUCUACAAGAGCUUUGCCUCGAUUGGUGGGUGAUGAAUCGAGAACAACUCGAUGCGUUGGUUCGGUCGACGAGUUUGAAGGUUCUGAGGGUAUCAGUGCAGAUGUCAAUGCACGACGUGAUCGCCAUGUCAGCUGGCUUUGCCUGCUCUCCGACUCUGGAAGAGCUGUACGUCGAGAGUGCGCCCGAGUUCAACAUUGUCGGCGCGCCGACCAAGUCACUCGCUUAUGAUUACUCGAGUUACGCACUCCCCUCGGAGCUAGUGGCGAAGCUUAAGGAGCCCGAUUCGGCUCUGCCAGAUUCGCGCGAGCUGCGCAAGUUCGUGCGCAAACUUCCAAAACUUGGAUUGCUGUCUUGGACGGGAAGGCAGGGAAAAGGUGACUGGACAUUCGCAAAGAAGGGGUCCCUCGUGAACGUCUCGUUCCUCCAUGCGGCCAUCAAGACUUUGCCGACCUGGAAAGCGUGUCAAUCGACCUCUCCAAUCUAUCCUUUCGACGAAGUCCCUGUGAAUCCUGCCGCUCCUGCAUUCUUGAUGCAGCCUGUCAAAGCAAUAUCGCCCAUUGACUUCCCUCCCUUGACGCGAUCCUCAACUGUCGAUUCAGCGCUGAACAUUCCGCAGACUCCCACUUCGAAACCGGGUUCUGUGAUACCCAUUGUCCCAGACCCAACACCUGAGCAUUUCGGACGACUGGUAAUCUCAGACUCGAAGUCAUCACCGAAUGUGCGGAGGUUGGACUUGUCCAAAGACUCGAAGACUCCUUCCGGUCAAAGUAGGAGAGCCGUGAGUGAGGGUCCGAUAGUACAUGGAGCACCUCCUCGCCUACCAUCGACUUUCAAGGCACCUGUCAAGUCUGCCGUGACGCCGCCAAUAAGAGCUAGACACCGGCAUACCUCUGGCAAAGCAGCAGUCUCUCGAGUCAGAACAGGGUCAGACGCAGUCAAUGACGUCUCGCCAAAGGCCGCUCUUGUGGAGGAGUCGGUGAAGUAUGCCCCAGCUCGGAGGGCCUCUCAGGUCGUGAAGGACGGGUGGACGUUGGUUGGCAGCGCGAGAAAGAGCUCUUGAGCGCGGAGGACCAGCUAGAAGUGCACAAUAGUGCGAAGAGGGACUUGAGAGAAAACACUUACAUGCCGGUCUGUAGCAUAGUCAACAUCAUUGCUCUCAUGUAU